AUGAGAGACACUUUUCUCCCUCUAAUCAUUUUCUCAGAACGCUACACCAUUCAUAUUCUGAGUAGAUGCCUCCCUUAUAGUUUUGCCACAUUACCUUUGCUUUUACCUCCUACUUUGAUGAGGGAUGAAAUCUUUAAGCCUAGAGUAGAGUUUCAGAAAGUACAAGAAGAACAGCGACAGUUUUCAUUUACCUUGGAAGCAACAUCAAAAAGCUAUAGCACAGAUACACUAUUCACAGCAACAUACAGACAUAGCGUAGUUAACUUAGUUGGAGCUCGUUACGCCAUGAACUAA
Necator americanus (New World hookworm) is the source of this 294-nucleotide messenger RNA. RefSeq lists its product as uncharacterized. The transcript has a single exon. The record is from RefSeq and is a predicted model, not a curated record. The coding region runs from base 1 to 294 and encodes 97 amino acids. Lineage: Eukaryota; Metazoa; Nematoda; Chromadorea; Rhabditida; Ancylostomatidae.